AUGAGGAACUUCUACGUCUUCCUUGCAAUGGCGAUCCUGUUAGCGAUCUUCCUCAUGACCGUCAUCGUUGUCCAGCAUCUAGUGGACGUCUCCGCCAGCGCGAACCAGGCGUUCAUGGCAGUCAUGAUCCUCAUUCUGGCGCUUCCGAUCGUCGUUGCCGUGGAGUCCGUGAGGAAGAGUGGCCGCAACUCAAGUCCUGCCCCGGUUCCAGCUUCGGACGAUCAACACCCGAGUGAUCACGAGCAGCUCAACUCCUCUCCCAAGAGCAAGGUGGUGGAAGAUCAUACCGCCCCAAUCCAAAACCAGCAGCACCACGAAGCCGAUGACGAAGAGUCCGCGCGGAGACAGGAGGCGAUCGAUCCUCCAUCAGUAACAGGCACUCCCCGUCUUCGAGUAAGUUGCUCUUCCUCAGCCAAGCAGUGUCUUCGAAAGUUGGCGGACGAGAUCAGGCAAAUGCCGCCGAGGGGAGAGGACCACACCGUUCUGCAAGCGCUGGUGAGCUUAGAUCUGUGGAUCGUCUUCUUUGCCACCACCGCAGGCCUGGGAUCCGGCCUCAUGGUGGUCGACAACUUGGGCCAGAUGGGAUCCUCUCUCGGCUACUCGCAGAGUAACAUCGCCACCUUUGUCUCGCUCGUCAGCAUCUGGAACUUCUUUGGCAGAGUUGGCUUUGGAUUUGUGUCAGAGAUCUUCCUCCAGAAACACGGAGCUCCCAGGCCGGUCUUCCUGGCUCUCGUUCUGGGAAUUCUCGCGGUCGGCCACCUCUACCUGGCCUUCGCCUGGCCUGGAGCUUUCUACAUCGGCUCCAUUCUCGUCGGGAUGUGCUUUGGAGCUCAAAUGCCCGUCAUGUUCGCUAUCAUCUCCGAGAUCUUUGGCCUCAAAUACUUCGGAACUUUGUACAACGUCGGGAUCCUGGCCAGUCCUCUGGGAACUUAUCUCCUCUCCGUCAAGACUGCCGGCCACCUCUACGACGUCGAGGCCGCAAAACAGCCGCAAAACGGAACAUCCUCGUCGUCGUCGCAUGAUCUACUGUGCUAUGGACCUCAGUGCUUCCGAAACAGUCUCCUCAUCAUGGCCGCCGUCUGCGUCUUCGGUUGCCUGAUAAGUGUAUUCCUAGCUUUCAGGACCAGGCAUUACUAUAGAUCCAUUCGUUCCGCGAUGAAACAGAACCUGUAA
Molecule: messenger RNA, 1173 nt
Organism: Selaginella moellendorffii
Lineage: Eukaryota; Viridiplantae; Streptophyta; Lycopodiopsida; Selaginellales; Selaginellaceae
Exons: 1
Coding region: 1-1173 (390 amino acids)
Cellular component (GO): membrane
Source: RefSeq, a predicted model, not a curated record